Molecule: messenger RNA, 1335 nt
Organism: Linum tenue
Lineage: Eukaryota; Viridiplantae; Streptophyta; Magnoliopsida; Malpighiales; Linaceae
Source: the annotation of a GenBank genome assembly
AUGCGUCAGGACGGGCUGGACGAGGGCUUCGUGGGUGAGGAAGACCCCUUGUGUCCGACGAUAUACUUCACGGCGGCGGAAGAACGUACGUACUGUCGCAAAUUCCGGUCAGCUCUCGUCGUUAAAGCGUUGGGGCGAUCAGUAUCAUAUACAGCGAUCUCCCUCCGACUGAACACAAUAUGGGCUAAGGCAGGAGGGAUACAAGUCACAUCCAUGAAGAAUAACUACUUCCUGGUCCGGUUCACCAGUGGUCUAGACUAUGACCGGGCGAUCACGAAUGGUCCAUGGAUGAUUGGUCAGAACUACCUCUCAGUGCAUAUGUGGGAUCGGGAUUUCGAUCUGUACAACCAUGAAAUCUCAUCGACAUUGGUUUGGGCCCGGUUACUCGACAUCCCCAUCCAGUACUUCCACGAGGAUGCUGUGAUGAGAAUUGGUUGUCGCAUUGGGAAACCGGUUCGGAUUGAUGAAGCCACACGCACAGCAGCACGCAGUGACUACGCCCGGGUUUGUGUGCAGGUAGACCUCACGAAGCCCUUGCUAUCGAAAUUCUCAAUCAAGGGCAAACGAUACUUCAUCCAGUACGAAGGGCUAGAGAAAAUAUGCCUGAAGUGCGGGACGUAUACUGAACGCGGUGCAUGCUACUGUAGCCAGACGCAGGUACCAAUGGAAGCUGAAAAUGUGGAGCCUGAGCCCAACUCCCCGCCAUCGCAACAUGAAAAUAUCUAUGGGGAGUGGAUGAUCGCUAAACGUAAACCCCGCCCCGCCAAGAAAGAAGGGGGAUCAACCUCGAACCGGGGAGGAUCGCCUGUCGAAGAAGCGCAUCAGAGGGGAGGGGGCUCGCGUUUUGCGGUGUUGGACGAGGAACCUGACGUGAACAUGGUGCCCCCUGAGGUUGUAAAUGAGAAUAAUGCCCCAAGCAAGACCAAGCAGCAGCGCAUCCAAAGCCGGAACAAGCAUGCUAAGGUGCAUGAACAAGAAAAAAGUGGCCCGGAUGGCAGUGUCCCAACCAGUGAUGUGGGCGACCCAAACCCGACACCUACGCAAGCUGAGGGAAAUGGAAAUAAAUCCUGCUUGGCCAAACCCAUUCAGACUGACCAUGAAAUGCAGGAUACCCUUGUCCGCAGGGAGGACGUAGUUUUGGAGGAGCAGCCCAUGCAAGGUGGCGGGGAGUCAACGGAAACCCAGGACCGGUCACCGCCUAACACCGGGAGGAAAGGCCGGCCCCCCGACACUGGUUCCGGCAGCAACUCCACGAGCUCGGGGCCUCCGGAAGUGACCAUGAAGACAAGAGCUUCGGGGAAACAGGUUGGCGGGAGCGACCCGCCCAAUGCGUAA